CGAGUCUGCCCAGCAUCAAACGCACAUGUCGGGUGUGUUGUGCUGAGGAUUGCAGUGAUAUUACAGCAUUUAAGUGAACCGUUGCGGGCUGUCACGUUGCUGUGUGCUCUCACAAUGCGAUAAGCUUCUCGGUCAAUGAUAAAAAACAAUCAUUAAAAUCAGGGUUAUUGUAGAAAACACUUUGUGUAAAGGAGCUGACACGCUAGCCGGCGUGACUGCAGGCGACUGCUGUUUGACUUCACCGGACUGAAGGCUUUGGGGCUUCCUGCCGUGCGACACCAUGAGCUCCAGGGUGUGUAAGAGCUGCGGCAGCUCGGACAUCGAUGUUGACCAGGCGCGUGGAGAUGCGGUCUGUAUGGGCUGCGGCUCCGUGCUGGAGGACAACAUCAUCGUGUCUGAGGUGGAGUUUGUGGAGACGGGAGGCGGAGGGUCGUCGGCUGUCGGACAGUUCGUCUCCUCAGAAGGUGGAGGUCCAAACCCGUCUUUCGGUGACGGGCACUUCACAGGUGUGGGCAGAGAGUCCAGAGCUCAGACACUGCAGAGAGCAAAACAGAACAUCAACACCCUGGGUCACCAGCUGCAGAUGAACAAGCACUGUCUGGACAUGGCCUUCAACUUCUACAAGAUGGCGCUCAUGAAACACCUGACCUGCGGGCGAAAGUCCAUGCACGUCGUUGCCGCCUGUCUGUACAUGGUCUGCCGUACCGAGGGAACACCACACAUGCUGCUGGAUCUCAGUGAUCUCCUGCAGGUGAACGUCUACGUGUUGGGAAAAACCUUCCUCGUACUGGCCAGAGAACUCUGCAUCAAUGCUCCUGCAAUAGAUCCGUGCCUGUACAUUCCCCGCUUCGCCCAGCUGCUGGAGUUCGGGGAGAAGAACCACGACGUCUCGAUGACGGCCAUGAGGCUCGUGCAGAGGAUGAAGAGAGACUGGAUGCACACAGGACGAAGACCCUCAGGACUGUGUGGAGCAGCUCUUCUUGUUGCCGCUCGCAUGCACGACUUUCGGCGCACCAUCAAAGAAAUUGUCGGCGUUGUGAAAGUGUGUGAAACGACACUACGGAAAAGGCUGACGGAGUUUGAGGGAACGCCCACCAGUCAGCUCACCAUCGAAGAGUUCAUGAAGGUGGAUCUGGACCAAGAGUGUGACCCUCCCUGCUUCACUGAAGGACUGAUGAAGAAGAAAGUCCGCCAGCUGGAGAACGAGCUGAAGAAAAAGAUGGAUGACGUUGAAGAUGAAAUUCAAGUUUACCAGGAUGAAAUCGACGCAGAGCUGCAGAGCAGUCGACCCAAACUGAGAGGAGUUUACGCCGCCUACACUAAAGAGAGUCCAGAAGUUAAAGACUGUGAAAAUGACAAUGACGACGCCCUCUCCACACCCUCUAAGCUAGAAGACUUCGAGGAACCCGAAGAGGAGGAUGAGCUUCAGGCUGUAGCCAAGCACUUUGGCAAAGAGCUGGAAGAAAUCACACUGGAGGCUCUGAUCAAACUGGAGCGAACGACCCCAGACGGGCAAGAGGGGGACCAGGAGCAGGAGGAUGUCCCCAAGCGGGUGGGCCCGUCGCUGGCGUCCAUUCUCGGCAGGAUGCCCACAGCAGCCACGCUCGGCAUCAGCGAGUCCAUCAGCAGCUGCAUCGGUAACGAGAAGGAGAACGAUGGCGCCGCUGACAGCGGGGAGCUGGACCUGAGCGGGAUCGAUGACAGAGAGAUAGAGCUGUAUCUGCUGAGCGACAGAGAAAUCCAAAUCAAGACGGCGCUCUGGAUGGCAGAAAACUCCGACUACCUCAAAGAGCAGAAAGAAAAGGAAGCAAAGAUAGCGAAGGAGAAGGAGCUCGGGAUCUACAAAGAAAAGAAGCCCAGAGGACCCAACAGGAAGCGGCCCCCGAUCCGAGCCAACACCGCAGACGAAGCCAUCGAGAAGAUGCUGGAGCAGAAGAAGAUCUCCACCAAGAUCAACUACGACGUCCUGAAGGACCUGAACACCAAGCCUGGAGCCAGCCCGGCUCGUGUAGCCGAGUCCCCGAAGAAGGAACCCGCGGCCGCGAAACUGACCCCGAGAAACCGCAAAUCUCCAGCUCAGCUCAGCCUCAGCAUGCCACUCAGCACCCUGGGGAAAAGGUUGCAGCCGUUCAUCAGCGGACAGCCCAACAAGAAGCUCGCUUUGGAGCAGGUUGCCAACUCCAACCCCCUGCCGGUGCCCGUGGGAGCCCCCGCCAGCAGUGUACUGGUGGAGAGCGGGCCGGUUGUCUACGAUGAUGCAGCCGCUGAUGAGGAAGAGGAAGACGAGGAGGAGGCUUGUGUCAGCGCCAUGAACCUGAUGGGCAGCGACGAUUACGGCUUCGAAGGAGAUUACGACUAUUGACUCCAGCGGGGAUCUUUGACUUCAAACUUUGGACCAUUUUGAAUCCUGAAGCAUUUCAACAUGUUUACCUCCAGGGAUACAAACAAACUGCUGCUACAUAAAGG
Messenger RNA from Labrus mixtus (cuckoo wrasse), 2466 nucleotides. RefSeq names its product transcription factor IIIB 90 kDa subunit-like. Gene Ontology annotation, molecular function: RNA polymerase III general transcription initiation factor activity; RNA polymerase III type 3 promoter sequence-specific DNA binding; TBP-class protein binding. Gene Ontology annotation, biological process: transcription by RNA polymerase III; transcription preinitiation complex assembly; DNA-templated transcription initiation. Bases 281 to 2362 code for a protein of 693 amino acids. Gene Ontology annotation, cellular component: nucleus; transcription factor TFIIIB complex; transcription preinitiation complex. NCBI's taxonomy places the organism in Eukaryota, Metazoa, Chordata, Actinopteri, Labriformes, Labridae. The transcript has 19 exons. The record is from RefSeq and is a predicted model, not a curated record.